This is a messenger RNA of Closterium sp. Yama58-4, 345 nucleotides long. The record is from the annotation of a GenBank genome assembly. Lineage: Eukaryota; Viridiplantae; Streptophyta; Zygnematophyceae; Desmidiales; Closteriaceae.
AUGCUGGCGCCAAGUGCGCUAGCGCGUAAGGCGCUGGCGCUUGCUGCGCUGGUGCCUAACGCGCUGGCGCCAAGUGCGCUGGCGCCUAGUGUGCUGGCGCCUAAGGCGCUGGCGCCAGGUGCGCUGGCGCCUGACGCACUGGCGCCAAACGCGCUGGCGCCUAACGUGCUGGCGCCAAGUGCGUUGUCGCCUAAGGCGCUGGAGCCUAAAGUCAUGGCGCCAAGUGUGCUGGUGCCUAGCACGCUGGUGCCUAAGGUGUUUGCUCCGUUGUGUUUUUGGUGCCAAUACCUCUCCAUUAUUAUUUCUGCUCUCUUUCUUUUAGGUGAUGCAUUCCCUGCAUGUUGA